AUGAGAUUAUUGAUUAGUAUAAAUUUGGAGAAUCCUAAAGAUGUUCAUGAAAAAUACGAUGAAUUAUUUGCUAGAGAUUUGCCAAAAGAAUACGAAGAAAAUGAUUAAGUACUAUCAAUUGAAUAUCAUUUGAUCAACUUGCCAGUAACAUUGAGAUCUAACCCAAAAGACCUAAUGAAAGUAUUAAGUCAAACAGACAAACCAGAUUACUUUGAAAACUAGGUCAUCCAAAGCAUUAUCAAGUUUAAAUGGAAUGAAUAUACAAAGUCUUUUUACAAGAACAGAUUCUAUACUUACCUUAUCUUUAUGGCCUCUUUUAUUUUCGAUAUCUUUUAUUCAGCCUAUGCUUCUGCCUCAUAAACUGAUACGAAUUCAUAAGAUAAGAAGGAAGUAGAUCAUCAAACUCAAAUUUGGCUUAAAAUAUUAACAAAAGUAAUCUGCAGUAUUGUACUUUUCUACUUCUUGACAUAUGAGAUAAAUUAAAUUAGAGUUCAGAAAAGAGAUUACUUAAAAGAUGGGUGGAAUUAUUUUGACUUUUCUCACAUUAUUGCUUUUGUGGUAUACUGCAUUCUAGACUUUACUAAUGAAAACCAAGAAAACCUAAUCUUGAUUAAAAUAGUCGUAAUAGUUUUAUCCUUUAUGAAGCUUUUCUUCUUUUUGAGAAUUUACGAUGGCUUCAGUUUUUUAGUUUAAAUGAUGGCUGGUGUCUUUAAGGACCUUCAAUACUUCUUGAUAUUCUUCAUCAUUUUCAUCUUGCAGUUUGGUAUGAUCUUCUUAGUCUUAUUCAAGGCCUAAUAGAUCGAUGAAUACAAUGGAGUGAACAAAUUAGCAUAUUUCUUGAUGGCCUUUAGAAUUUCAUCAGGUGACUUUCAGCUAGAUGACUAUCAUAGUUAAGAAGAUGGAUUAGUAAUAUUUACCUGGAUCAUCUGGUUAAUUGCAGUUAUGACUUUGAAUAUCAUCUUCAUGAACUUCAUUAUUGCUGUGAUAUCAGAAUCCUAUGAAAGAGUGAUGUAGAAACUAGUAGCUGAAUCUUACAAAGUCAAAGCUAAUAUGAUUGUUGAGAGAGAGUAGCUAUUCAAUGAAAGUGACAUGAUAAGCAAAGAUUAUUUCCCUAACUUUAUUGUUGUACGUAGACCAUUAAAUACAGAGACUAAUGAAGGUGGCGAAUGGUAAGGAUUUAUUAAAGAUCUCAAAUACACCAUAAGAACAUCGGCUGUCAAGUCUAAGAUUGAAAUUAUUUAAAAUCUACACUCUCUUAACUCCGUUCAAAGCUAAAUUUAAACCUAGAAUCAAGAAAAUAGCUAAAAACUGAGUAAAAUUGAUGUUGCAUUAGAAAAAAGAUCUACCAACAUUUAAUCUAAUGAAAGUAUGGAUGGAAAAAUUUCAAUGUUGAAUUAGAAGCUUGAUCAAGUAAAGGAGAAUAGCCAAAGAGAAUUUUAGCAUUUAAAAACAGAAGUUUAAGGACUUGAUGCUAAAAUUGAGGGUCUUGAUUCAAAUGUCCUUAAAAUUCAAGAUGAUAUGGAAUUCAUUAAGAACUCCUUAACUUAGAUUCUUAAAAAUUAUAAACAGUGA
Messenger RNA from Stylonychia lemnae, 1572 nucleotides. NCBI's taxonomy places the organism in Eukaryota, Ciliophora, Spirotrichea, Sporadotrichida, Oxytrichidae. The record is from the annotation of a GenBank genome assembly.